This is a messenger RNA of Cooperia oncophora, 315 nucleotides long. The record is from the annotation of a GenBank genome assembly. Lineage: Eukaryota; Metazoa; Nematoda; Chromadorea; Rhabditida; Trichostrongylidae.
AUGGAGGAGUGGUACUCGGGGUUCAAUCUGGGCCUCAACUCCAAACUGGAAUGGGACGCAGGACUUUCCAGUGACGCUUGUAACGAAGCAAGAGGUGUUGUACCCUCUAAUGCACCUCAUAAAUUCAAGGCAGAAAAAACGUUCACGAGGGAUGGAUCAGUCCCAGACAUGAUAAUGGAAACCCUAAAGGACGGUUUGAAGGACAAAAUACAAACCGAGAAUGUACGCAACUUCCUGCACACACCAGGUAUGGAUGCAACAGCUUCUUCGAAAGGGAACCUAGUAAAAGUCGUCUGUGUCUACAAGACCAUCUAA